Molecule: messenger RNA, 1827 nt
Organism: Exophiala mesophila
Lineage: Eukaryota; Fungi; Ascomycota; Eurotiomycetes; Chaetothyriales; Herpotrichiellaceae
Exons: 2
Coding region: 1-1827 (608 amino acids)
Cellular component (GO): membrane
Molecular function (GO): sucrose:proton symporter activity
Source: RefSeq, a predicted model, not a curated record
AUGCCCCGCAGCGAUCCCAACCCCGAUGUUGAUGAACAAUCUCCUCUCAUAGGAGCCGAGGAUACGUCGGUCAAUGGCGACGUGCAAGAAAGACCACUUUCGGAAGGCCUCGAUCUGGAAGAUUCCUUUGUAGAAUCUAAAAGUCCCUUCUACCUUAUCCUGCUCACCCUUUCCAUCGGUGGACUUCAGAUCGUAUGGUCUGUUGAACUCUCCAAUGGAUCGCCAUAUCUUCUGUCUCUUGGCAUGAGCAAAGCGCUCGUUGCCUUUGUUUGGCUUGCGGGACCUCUGACUGGAGUCCUUGUCCAGCCGUAUAUUGGUAUCCUCAGUGAUCGUUCGCGCAAUCGCUGGGGAAAACGGAAGCCUUUCAUGCUGGCUGGGGCUAUUGGGACAGUCAUCUCGUCUAUCAUCCUAUCAUAUGCCAGGGACUUGAUCCGGGUUCUGGGGGGUUUGGAGAAAGGUGCGAGCUAUGGAGGGGGCUACAAAACGGCUACCAUCAUCCUUGCGACGAUAAUGAUGUGGUGUCUGGAUUUUUCCAUCAAUACAGUCCAAGCUGCAAUCCGUGCAUUUAUUGUGGAUGGGGCGCCUUCACAUCAGCAAGAAUCUGCAAAUGCAUGGGCGUCGAGAAUGACAGGAGUCGGCAAUGUUCUGGGCUAUAUUUUCGGCUAUCUCGAUCUUCCUCAGUACAUGCAUUUUUUCGGUGACACCCAGUUCAAGGUGCUGGUUGUCAUUGCAUCUAUUGCGCUGGGCUCGACUGUGCUCCUUAGCAUUGCCACGAUCAAAGAACGUGACCCUCGGUUGGAUCCACCUUCAAAGGACGAUUAUCAGUCAGGUGGACUGUUGGGUUUCUUCAAGCAGGUUUUUGUGUCGAUCAAAAGGCUUCCUCCCCAAACGAAAACGGUGUGUCAGAUUCAGUUCUUCCACUGGAUUGGCUGGUUCCCAUUCCUUUUCUACAUUACGACCUAUAUCGGCCAGCUCUACGUGAAUCCAUAUCUCGAACCAGGUCUGUCUGAUGAGGAGGUGGAUGCGUUAUGGGCCAAAGCCACUCGAGUCGGUACCCUGGCAUUGCUGAUAUAUGCCAUCACCUCCUUCGCCAGCAAUAUUAUUCUUCCAUUUCUCGUGGUUCCGACGUACGAGGCAAUCGGAUCGACAGAGUCGGAAGAGGUGGCCAGACCACUGACCCCCAGCACCCCCAUUGGCACACGCCCAAGAUCGCAGUCUUGGGGAGAGCUCGGGAUGGCUUCUCAUCAAUCGCAGAACAGCAUCUCCAACGGUCUGACAGGCGAGAUGGGACUGAAGAAGAAGAAGGCCUCCCGAUACUUGGGCUAUCUGCAAAUCCCCGGCUUGACAUUGAGACGAGCUUGGCUGUUGUCGCAAUUGCUCUUCUCGGCAUGUACCUUUAGCACAUUUUUUAUUUCGACACCGGUGGCGGCAACGAUUAUGACUGCACUGAUCGGAAUCACGUGGUCACUCACUCUUUGGGCCCCUUUUGCGUUGAUAUCGGCGGAGAUAAGUCGGCGGAGUGAAGCCAAACGUCAACGAGAACGACAACGGUUGAUGAAUGGGAUUGAUGAAGGAGAGGAGGAUGACGAUGAGGCCACCGACCAAGCCGGGAUCAUCCUCGGUAUUCACAAUGUGGCUGUGAGCAGCCCUCAAGUGUUGGCGACAUUGAUUUGCAGCAUCGUGUUCAAAUUAUUACAGAAGCCCAGGAAUGUACCUGGAGAUGUAAGUGUGGGCUGGACAUUACGGAUUGGUGGACUGGCGACGUUGGUAUCGGCAUUUAUCACAUGGCGAAUGAAAGAGGCUGGUGACGAGACACCCAGCAAGUGA